Didymodactylos carnosus is the source of this 1479-nucleotide messenger RNA. The record is from the annotation of a GenBank genome assembly. Lineage: Eukaryota; Metazoa; Rotifera; Eurotatoria; Philodinida; Philodinidae.
AUGACAGCAAGUAAUGGUCAACUACCAUCAUUCAAGAAUUGUCCAAUAUGUGAAAAUCUAUCUGAAGGCAAAGUUAAGCCGGGUAUUUUGACAUGCGAUGGUUGUAAACAACAAUUUUGUUAUCCACAUAUGGGCACACAUCGACAAGAAUUAUCCAAUUCCUUAGAAUUGCUUGUCUAUCAACGUAAUCAAUUAGCAAUUAUUAACGCUCCAGAUUUAUCAUCAAAUGAAAAAUUUAAUUUAAAUGAACAGAAUGAUCGUAUUGAUAAAUGGGAAUCUGAGACAAUCGAUGUGAUACGAACAGUAGCAAACCAGAUACGUGAAAAUUUAAUUGAAACAGCAAAUAAACAUCGUGAAUCUAUUAAAAUCUCCUAUGAUGAACUCACACAAGAAUUAAAUACAUAUCGUGAAGCUGAAAACUAUUUUGAAUCAGAUAUACAUCUGUUAACAGAAAAACUGAACAAAUUAGCGUUGCAUAUUGAUAGUUUCCAAACAAGAUUCAAAAUAGAAAUAAAUGAUAAUAAAAUUGAUUGGACAAAAUUAAUUCAAAUAAAAGAUGAAGGUGAACAAAUGAAAACCGACAAUAGUGUGAUCAACAGUUCGUCAAUUAUCGUCGACCAACCGCAAUUACCACCGGUUUUAUCGCGUAUUGAAAGCCUGUUCGCUAAAUGUCAGCCGAACAAUCGGCUACAAACACGUAUUGAUGGCCAAAUGUGUGCAGGUGACAAUAUUCUUUUAUUUUUCCGCAGUAAAAAGUUAUGGAUGAUCACAUGUGAACCUAUGAUGUUUUCUCAGCAACUUAUCCAAUGGGAAUAUGAUUCAAUUAUCGAUAUAUUGUGGUCAACAUAUUUGAAGGAUUUUAUUGUUUUAACAGGGAAGAAGUUGAUAAAAUUUUCAUCGAAACAAGAACUAGAAACCCCCAAUAGCGGCAUGCGAACAUGUAUUAAUGCAUAUAAACAUAAACUUUUUCUAAUUCGUAACGACCCUUAUAAUAAUAAUUGUAUUGAAGAAUACAAUAUGGCUGAUCGAAACUGGUCAAAUCCACUUAAUUAUUGGCAGCCACCUGUAUCUUGUGCAAAAAUGGAAAAAAUUAAUCAGAUCUCUGCGAAUGAGCAAUAUGUCGCAUUAAUUAUUUUAUGGACUCACGAUGAAAGGAAAGGACCUGUAGAAUUUCGUAAAUUUGAAUUACGAAAUCACUCAAUGUUUUUGCUUCGAAAUAUUAACUUGGAAUACUGUUGUUCACCGCUAUUAUUGUUACCAGAUCAAAAUCAAUGGCUUAUGGGAAGGCGUGAUCGUGCUGGUACCUUCGUUACCAUUGACGAAGAAUUGAAAACGCGAAAACAAACAAACAUAUUGUCACUUCCAAUAGACACUAUUCAGUUUAUGAUGAACAAAAAUAAGUUAGAUAUGGUCGUCCGUUACUAUGCUAUUAGUCAGGAUCGAACCAUAACACAUACAAUUGAGUUUUACGAUUAUUAA